ACUCGCGAUGUCACGUGGUAUUACCCGCUGACGUGGGAGGCAGAUUACUCGGGUAAGAUUUGGAACAUAGCCCUAGUCGCAUAGUUCGAGUACAGUUCGAGCCACUCGCUGUCGAGUUCGGUCUUUCAGUGUUCAGCCAGUUCAGCCCCGUAAAAAGAAGCGCCUUGGUGGGUGACGGUCGUUUCUGCCCUUGUGCUUCAGACAGAAUUCCUCUCGUCUGGGGAUUGCGGUGCAGAAACAAGGGACGAAAGCACGAAAAUGCCGAUGCUGCUGUCUGACCGAUGGGCAGUGGAUCCGAAGCAGAAGCAGGAGCUCGACGAGAUCCGGCGUAAAGUGGCUGCGGAUUUUGGAGAGACGUUCCCUCCGCCGCCACCUGCACCGUCGGUUUGCCCCAGAAGGGGACUCCUGCCAUGCCCGAGGUUCACGCUGGAUGACCUGACGGGAGUGCGGGUGGAGGUCGGGCAGAGGCCGGGCCAGCGCCGGGUCUUCCUGGCGAGUGGCGGGUUGGCCAGGCACAAUGGCGUGACGAGCGACGAACUGGAGGUGGUGGUCAAUGCCACCGGGGACCGGUCGCGCACGGUCAGGAUCAGGGAGUCCGCCGUCCCGCGCAGGUGCCUCGUCUGCAAGGCGCAGGCAAACAAGCGGUGCCCAGUGUGCAAGGUGUUCUACUGCAGUGCCAAGUGCCAACUCGAUGACUGGCCCUCGCACCAGACAACCUGCGGCGUCCAGAAAGGGCAGCCCAGCCCUUUGCAGCAGCGGACAACAGCAGACGAAAAACAAGGGGCGACGCAGGCACGCCCAUGUGGCCAGGUGGGUCAGUCCCAGUCGGUGGAGAGACAGACGCCCGGCCCCAUCAAGACAAAGCUGCCCAGUCCGAAACCCACACCAUUGCCCGCAGCCAGGGAACAGCCGAUUGGCGAGGCGAGGAAAUCCGACGAAAGGGUCGGUGCCAAUCCUGCAAUGCCUGCGAAGGCAGCCUUUCUCACACCCAAAGGCCCGCCCGUCAGGGCCGAGCUUCCAAGGGCAGUACAGCUGGAGCCAGCGUCGCUGCCCAUGGACGAGUCUGUCGAGGUGACUGUUUGCUACGGUACGGACCUCUCGGAGCUGUUCCUGCAGCGUGCCUCCUCCCUGCCGGCCCUGAGCGAGCUGCAGGCGCGCCUGCAAGCGGUGUGUUUCACGGGGGGUGCCUACCGGCCCUCCCCGGGGUCCGCCUGCGCCGCCCAGUUUGAGGACGACGGCCAGUGGUACCGGGCACGAGUGGCAACGCUGCGCGACGGGCGCUGCACGGUCUACUUUGUGGACUACGGCAACAGCGCAGACGUGGCGGCGGCGCAGACGUGCCCGCUGCCCGAGGGCUGCGCGGAGCUGCCGGAGCAGGCGGUGCGCUGCGGGCUGUAUGGGGUGCGGCCGAAGGGUGGUGGCGGAUGGGGCGAGGGUGCCACCCUGGAGCUGGCGACGCUGAUGCAGGGGCGCCUGAUGGCCAGGGCAUGCCGAGUGGCCGGCGGCAAGCACGAGGUGGAGCUUCGUGCCCACGAUGGCCCCAGCCUGAGCGAGGUCCUGGUUGCCAAGGGCCUGGCCGAGAGCACCCUACCGUCUCCGCCAUCUGCCCCGGCGCCCCGCCGCCUGGCCUCUGUGCUGGGCCUGGCGAAGCCCGGGGAGGCGCUGAUGCUGCAGGUGACGGCGUCCAAGGAGGGCCGCAUCUGGGUGCUGGUUGCCCACCCCGGGGUCACCACGCAGCUGCUGGAGGUGGAGCAGGAGCUCAACGAGCGCUGCCCCAAGAUGGCCGAGGGAGCCUCCCCUGCGCGCGGUAUUUCCAGCGGGGACUACGUGGCGUCUAAAUCGCUCGAGGACGGGCGCUGGUACCGUGCCUGCGUGGCCCGCGCCACCCCUGCCGGUCACACUGUUCGCUACGUGGACUACGGGAACGAAGAGGCCAACACCCGCGUGGUGCCUCUGGACGAGAGGCACCUGAAGGUGGGUGCAGCCUCCGCACGGCUGGAUGCCAAGGACGCCACGUCCCUGCCCCUGGGCGCCACCCUCUCCUUCACCGUGGGCGCGGCGGCCGGCGACGGUGCCGUGCUGCACGGACAACUGGUCUGCGAGGACGACCAGAAGACGCUUGGGACGGCCACCUUGUCCCCCUGGGAUUCGGGGCUGGGAGGGGAGGCCCCGGCCGCGCCCCUGGCCGUUCCCAAGGCGGCUGCCAAGGUGGAUAAAGUCGAUUCGAAGCCCAAACCAGCCGAGCCAGUCGAAGAAGUCAAGCCCCGCAGCAUGGUGCAGCCACUCCUCCCGGAGCCCCGUGUGCUCGACGUGCCCGUGCGGCCGCUGCCGGCCGCCAAGCGGCGCAUGCAGGCGGUCUGGAGGACCCAGGACGUCCUGUUCCUGCACCAGGAGGACCAGGCGGAGCAGCUGGCGGCCAUGAUGGUCCAGCUGAAUGCCUGGGUGGGCGAGGCGUCCCCCCCUGCCCCCGCCGGCCGCCUGGCCAAGGGAGACUACGUGUGCGCCCUCUUCAGCCAGGACGACACCUGGUACCGCGGACAGCUGAUGAGCGACCGCUCGGCGGAGGGCAGCUUCCGGGUGCUCUUCAUCGACUACGGGAACAGCGAGGUGGUGCCCCUGGGGUCCCUGCGGCCCCUGCCGCCCCGCUUUGCGGAGCAGCCGCUCUUUGCGAUGUGCGUGGUGCCCCAGGGGGUGAGCCCCUUGGAUCCCCGGCUGGAGGGCCUGCUGUCCGAGCAGCCCUUUGCGGCCGUCCAGGUGGGCUCCCAGAAGGGCGUCCCCGUGGUGCGCCUGGUGCGCAGGGACGGCACCUGCAUCAAUGACAUGCUCGCCGGGCAGGACCCGCAGACACCACCCAAGGAGGCAGCCCCGGCGAAGCAGGCUCCGGCAAAGCAGGCUCCGGCAACCCCGCCCGCAAGCGCUCCCACGAGCGCGCUUGCCAGCGCACUUGCGGCUAAGGUUCUACCCAAGGCGGCCGUCGUGCACACCAUUGCGGAGUGCCCCAAGCCCCAGGGCCGCUUCGAGGCGCUGGUUUCAACUGUCGACAGUAACACCGUCUACGUACUGCCGAUUGCACAGAGGGAUGCCCUCGCCCGGGUGUCCCAGGCCCUGGCGUCUGAAGGGGAGCACUCGGCAACAGCCAUGACAAAGCUGCCGAUGCCGUCCCAGUGCGUGCUCGCGCUGUACUCUGCCGACAAGCUGUGGUACCGAGCAAGAGUUCUGUCGGCUGACCACGAUACCCGCCAGGUGCAAGUGCGGUUUGUUGACUUCGGCAACGUGGAGACGGUGUCCGUGAAGGACGUGCGGCCCCUGCGGGAGGAGCUGGCACGCGAGCCCGCCUGCGUGCUGCCCGUGGUGCUGGCCGGGGUGGCGCGCCUGGCACCCAACGCAGUGGACCUGCUUCCCGCCGAGGUGCUCACGGUGGAACCGACCGACAACGCCAGUCCGCCCAGCGUUCGUCUCAUGCACGCCGGCACCUGCAUCAACGACAGGGUCGCGAGUCAGCCGGAGCCUCCAAAGAAGAAACUCGCGGACAACCCCCUCCCGUCGGGCCGAGUCGCGGCCACGGUGGCACACAUCGCGCUGCCAGACGGCCUCUUCUACCUGCAGCAGACGAGUCUGGCCUCCGGCCUCCUUGCCAUGAUGGAGGAGCUCAACGCCAGUGCAGCGACCGCACCAAAGCCCGCUUCACUCAAGUUGGGAGAUGCGGUGUGUGCUCGCUAUGCUGUGGACGGGCUCUGGUACCGCGGCGCCGUGGUAGAGCCAGCCAAGGACACAGUCGGUCCUCUGAAGAUCCUCUUCGUCGACUUCGGAAACUCGGAAGACGUGCCCAAGGCGGAUCUGAAGGCACUGCCAGAAAAGUUUGAGGCAGUGCCGCUGUUCGCCAACUGCGUGGUGUUGGACGCGGUUGCUUCCGUGAGCCAGGAGUGUGCCCAGCAGUUGGUCAGCGCCGAGGUGGAGGUAGAGGUGGCGGAUGCGUCCUGCCAGCCACCGAAAGUGCGCCUCUAUGUCAACGGCUCCUGCAUCAACGAAUUGGUAGAGUGAGUGGCGGUGCGGCUCUCAUUUCGUUUCUACAGAGUGUACAUAACUCUAUUUGUUUCGCGAGGGUCCGUGGCCUGAGGGGCCUGUUUUCGUUUGUGAAUAAAUGAUUGGCAGUGCCAGUGAAUACAA
Messenger RNA from Ixodes scapularis (black-legged tick), 4167 nucleotides. Its product is annotated as tudor domain-containing protein 1. The record is from RefSeq and is a predicted model, not a curated record. The transcript is spliced from 18 exons. Bases 259 to 4041 code for a protein of 1260 amino acids. Lineage: Eukaryota; Metazoa; Arthropoda; Arachnida; Ixodida; Ixodidae.